AUGAAAUUUGGUGUAAUUGAUACAAUACAAUGGUAUAAACGAAGUGUUGAAGACGUUCAAUUCGAAAUUUUAUUAAUGUCAAAUUUGACUGGUUUCUGUGAUAAAGAGGCUCAUUUAUUGGCUGUUAGUGGUGUAAUAAAUAUAUAUCACCAACAAUGA
Entrophospora sp. SA101 is the source of this 159-nucleotide messenger RNA. The record is from the annotation of a GenBank genome assembly. NCBI's taxonomy places the organism in Eukaryota, Fungi, Glomeromycota, Glomeromycetes, Entrophosporales, Entrophosporaceae.